AUGACUCAAUCACUUCAAACAAAAGAAGAUCAAGGCUUCCAGAUUUAUGAUAUCAGUUCUGAAGAGGAAGACACAAAUUAUGAAGAUCAUUCUGAUUCUGAGACAACAACUUUGCCCCAGGAAGAAAUAAGUGUCCAAACAGUUCAAGAUGAUCAUAGUGCUCAGGUGCUAAAAAUGGCAACUAUAUUUCAAAAUAUAUUUGAAGAUAAACCAUUGAAGAAGGGAUGGACCAAAUCCAAACGCCCUGAAUACAUUGAUGAGGGUGAUCCAACCUUUAAGUGUGAACACUGUGGCGCAAUAAUGUGGUACGGAGAACGCAUUGAGAAAAAAAAGAAGAACAAAUCACCUAAAUUCGCUUUGUGUUGUGGACAAGGUCAAGUUCAGUUGCCAUUACUGAAGCAAUCACCCGUGAUUCUAAGGAAGUUGCUAAAUGAUGACGAUGAGAUCAGCAGAUACUACCGGGAAAACAUCAGGCAAAUUAAUAUGGUUUUCUCUUUUACUUCUCUUGGUGGUAAAAUUGAUCGAUCAGCUCCACAAGGACAUGGACCAAAGAUGGUCGUUCUUCAAGGAGAGAAUUAUCACUUAAUGGGUAGUUUAAAACCACCACCAGGAGGAGAUCCUAAGUUUGGCCAGCUCUAUAUUGUGGACACUGAGAACGAAAUACACAACAGGGCAUCUAUUAUCGGGAAAUAUAAAACAAAGCGUGAGAAGGCUAAAAAGGAAAGAUUGAGUGAGCAAGUUAUUGAGAGGUUAGUCAAGAUGCUAGAUGAAGUGAAUCCAUAUGUUCAUCAGUUUAGAUCAGCCAGGGAAAGGUUUAAUACCUAUCCAGAGGAAACACUGCAUAUGAGAAUUGUUAGUAGUCGAGAAAAGGACGGAAGGACAUAUGAUACUCCUACUACAUCUGAGGUUGCUGCACUGAUUCCCGGAGAUUUCAAUUUGGACAUGGAUAGAAGAGAUAUUGUGUUAGAAGAAAAGCAAUCAGGAUUACUUAAAAGGAUUGAUGAAAUCCAUCCAUCAUAUCUCGCACUUCAAUACCCUCUCAUAUUUACAUAUGGUGAAGAUGGAUUCAGACUUGGUAUUCAAAAAAGAACAACUGAGGCGACAGCCAAGCAUAAGAGGCAAACAAUCAGUAUGAGACAAUGGUAUGCUUUUCGGCUUCAGGAAAGAGAGAAUGAGUCGCAUACGCUUCUACAUUCAAAGCGGUUGUUUCAGCAAUUUUUGGUUGAUUCCUAUACUACUAUAGAGUCUAACAGGCUACGUUAUCUGCGACUGAAGCAGAAGUGUCUAAGAUCAGAUACUUAUGACUCUAUAAAGCAAGCUGAGAAUGAUGGGAAAAUCGAUAUGCAUGACCAGGGAAGUCACAUUGACAAUAUCAUUUCAGCUGAAAUUCCGGAUAAAGAUAAAGAGCCAGAGCUUUUUGAAGUUGUGAAAGAUAUGAUGAUUCAUGGUCCUUGUGGAGCUGUUAACAUGAAUUCACCUUGCAUGGAGAAUGGAAGAUGUUCUAAGCUUUAUCCUAAAAAUCAUGUUGAGAAAACUACUGUGAACAAAGAAGGAUUUCCUAUUUACAGAAGAAGAGAACAGCCUGAUCGCUUCAUUGAGAAACAUGGCUUCAAAUGUGACAACAGAUAUGUCAUUCCUUAUAACAGGGAUCUGUCACUUCGUUAUCUAGCUCACAUUAAUGUGGAAUGGUGUAAUCAGACUGGUUCUAUUAAGUACUUAUUCAAGUAUAUUAAUAAGGGACAAGAUCGGUGUACUGUAGCUGUUGAAAAUCCAGCAAAUGCUAAACAGCAAGGAGUAUCUAAUAAGACUGGCUCUACUGAAGCUUCAACUGAAGAGAUGAAAAACGAAAUUAAAGACUUCUUCAACUGCAGAUAUGUAUCUGCGUCUGAAGGUGGAUGGAGAACGUUUAAGUUCGCUAUACACUAUCGGUCCAUACCAGUUGAGAGAAUACAGUUUCAUUUACCAGGAAAGCAAAUAAUUGUUUUCAAAGAUGAUGACACAUAUGACGAAGUAACCAGUCGUGUUCUUAUUGAGAAUACUAUGUUCCUGGGCUGGUUUGAGCUAAACAAGGUCAGUGCUGUUGCUCGGAAACUAACUCUAGCUGAAAUCCCAACCAUGUUUAUUUGGAAUAAAAAAGAUCGGAAGUUUACUGAGAGAAAGAAAGGAUUCAAGAUUGGAAGAAUCAACUACGCUCCACGGAAAAUAGAGCAGGCAUUUUAUUUGCGAGUUUUGCUGAAUAUUGUAAGAGGUCCCACGUCUUUUGAGGACAUCAAAACAUUUAACAAUGUUCUGUAUUCACCGUACAAAGAGACGUGCUUUGCUCGGGGUUUGUUAGAAGAUGAUCAAGAAUACAUAGACGACAUUGUGAGGCAGAGUUUCACAAGUUCAGCUUCGUAUAUGCGUCAAGUAUUUGUGGUCAUGCUCAUGUCUAAUAGUUUGUCGGAACCAGAGGUUGUAUGGGAAAACACUUGGGAAAUUCUAUCUGAAGACAUUGAGUAUCGUCGUAGAAAGCUAUUAAAUAGACCAGAUCUAUGUUUGAGUGAUGAGGAGAAAAAACAGUUUACUCUUCAAGAGAUUGAGAAGAUUCUAAAGAGCAAUGGUACUUCUCUUGAGGCAUGGGAAUCUAUGCCAAAGCCAAUAUCAGAUUUUAAUCAUCAUGAGAAUGUUUUGAUUAUGGACGAGCUUGGUUAUGACAGAGACCAGUUAAAGGCUGAACAUGAUCGAGACUUUUUAAAACUGACAGCUGAACAAAGAGGGAUUUAUGAUGAGGUUCUUGGUGCUGUCUUAGAAAAGAAAGGAGGCGUUUUUUUUGUGUAUGGUUUUGGUGGGACUGGUAAAACCUUUUUGUGGAGAUUGCUGUCUGCUGCUAUUAGAUACAGAGGAGAAAUCUGUUUGUGUACUGCAUCAAGUGGGAUAGCUUCGUUGCUUCUACCAGGGGGAAGGACAGCACAUUCUAGAUUUGGAAUUCCAAUCAAUCCUGAUGAUUUUUCAACUUGCACACUAAUUCCAGGAUCUGAUCAAGCAAAUUUAAUUAAAGCAGCUUCUUUGAUCAUCUGGGACGAAGCGCCAUUGAUGAGCAAGCACUGCUUUGAAUCUUUGGAUAGAAGUAUGACUGACAUUGUUGGGAACAAGGACUAUUUGCCUUUCGCUGGGAAAUUUGUUGUCCUAGGUGGAGAUUUUAGACAAGUUUUGCCUGUCAUUCAUGGAGCAGGAAGAGCUGAAAUCGUUUUGGCAUCUUUAAAUUCCUCUUAUCUUUGGAAACAUGUAAAAGUGUUGACACUAACAAAGAACAUGAGGCUAAUGUCGACUGAUUUGUCUCCUGAAGAAGUGAAGGAUUUACAGGAGUUUUCCCAGUGGAUAUUAGAUGUUGGAAAUGGAAACAGUGGAGAAGGAAAUGAUGGGGAGGCUCUAAUCGAUAUUCCAGAAGAGUAUCUUAUUCUUGAUGUAGAUGAUCCGAUUGAGUCUAUAGGCAAAGCUGUGUAUGGCGACACCAUUUCUUUGCAGCAGAAUAAAGAGCCUAAGUUUUUUCAAGAAAGAGCAAUACUCUGUCCUACUAAUGAGGAUGUGGACAAGAUUAAUCAGCACAUGUUGGAUAAGUUUGAUGGUGAGGAACAGAUCUACUUAAGCUCAGAUACGAUAGAUGCUUCGGAUAGGUUUGGUUAUAAUGACAAAGCUCUCACUCCAGAUUUCUUGAACACCAUCAAAGUUUCAGAUCCUAUUGGGGGACUAAUGAAUGGGACUCGGCUUCAGAUUACAGAGAUGUAUGACAAAAUUAUAAAGGCCAAAGUGAUAACAGGAGAUAAGGUUGGGCGAAUUGUUCUUAUUCCUAGACUUGCUAUUACCCCUUCUGACAAUAAGCUACCUUUCAAAAUGAGGAGGAGGCAACUUCCUAUUGCUGUGGCCUUUGCCAUUACAAUUAAUAAGAGUCAAGGCCAAUCACUCUCCGAAGUUGGUAUUUUCCUACCAAGGCCUGUCUUCUCUCAUGGCCAACUAUAUGUGGCUAUCUCAAGAGUUACAUCUAGAAAAGGGUUGAAGAUUUUAAUUGUGGACGACCAAGGCAAGCCUCAGAGACAGACAAUGAAUGUUGUUUUUAAAGAGAUUUUCCAGAAUCUCUGA
Brassica napus (rape) is the source of this 4116-nucleotide messenger RNA. RefSeq lists its product as uncharacterized. Bases 1 to 4116 code for a protein of 1371 amino acids. The record is from RefSeq and is a predicted model, not a curated record. Gene Ontology annotation, molecular function: DNA helicase activity. Gene Ontology annotation, biological process: DNA repair; telomere maintenance. Lineage: Eukaryota; Viridiplantae; Streptophyta; Magnoliopsida; Brassicales; Brassicaceae. The transcript has 9 exons.